Chara braunii is the source of this 3106-nucleotide messenger RNA. NCBI's taxonomy places the organism in Eukaryota, Viridiplantae, Streptophyta, Charophyceae, Charales, Characeae. The record is from the annotation of a GenBank genome assembly.
GGUGAGCAAGUAGGGAGAGACCUGUUCAUUGACGGACUCCGCAAUCGAACAAUAAGGACUAAGUUGCGAAAGCAGUUUUCCCCCAUCACUCAUACGCUACAACAAAUUAUGGCUGCCGCGGAAGAAAUGGAACGGAAGUUCACAGUGAACUUCCUGGAAGGAGAAGACUAUCCUAGAGACGGGGACUUGACCGAGCUCGUAAUAGCGAGAGCAAAACUGGCUGCUUUGCAGAACAAAUUUGAAAAUAUGGGAUUUGUAUCAGGACCUGUCACUUAUAUGGAACGGAUAGGCCCCAAACGAGUAAUCCUAAGCGAGACUUCGAGCAUCUCUGCUCCUAUGAUGGCCCCGCCCGUCAGGGCAUUACCCCCACCGCCGGUUGAGGCUCCCCUACGAUCGAACGAAUCCGCGGCCAUUUUCGAACUGACCAAGACUUUGAUUAGUUUGAUCCAAGAAAGCAAAAAGGAACAGCGAGAGCACAAUGCUCGACUGGAAGCCAUGAUGAGGAACAUGCGACCUAUUGCGGUGCGUGCCCCUCCGAUGCAACAAGGAUUAGCCCCUGCCCCGGCUCUCGGAGGAGCUGCGAACAAUCUGAAUGUCUGUUAUGCCUGUCAUGAACCCGGACAUCUAGCCCGUGAUUGCCCCCACCGACCCCCGCAGCAGCGGAUCGGAGUCGCACCUAUGGCUGCGGCCCCCAUCACCAAUGGACCUGGACGAGUCGGAGCCUUGAUGGAAGAAGUAGAGGGUGGGGGAAGUGCCUUGGCCACCACGGAAGAGGCCGCCGAGCUAAUUCCGCUAGAUCAGUAUGUGUUGCUGGGAUAUCCUGGACUAGGAAUGAUCGAAACAAUCAGACCAGCACCAAAACCGAAAGAAGUGGCGGAGUGGCGUCCGUCCUUAGGAGAAAUGGAGUCGGGAGGACCCACCUUCGUCACAGGAGAAAUCGAUGUAUUACACAUUAUCCGAGCUUUGGACCAUCGGAUUCCACUACCGAUCGGUCAUCUACUCUCGAUCUUUGAGCAAGCCAAUGAGCGAAUGCUACAGCAUUGCAAAGCAAACCGAAAGCGAUUUGCCCUUGCCCGAACACCAAGUGCCAAACUCAAGGGACCCGCGCCGGAAGAAAACCCAACAAGCACUCCGGACCCAAUACGGGUGGGAUUAAUUCAGAAAGACGAUCACUUCUUACAGAUUAAACCGAUUCCGUGGAAGUCCGCGGAAUGUGAUAUUGAAAUUUGGGGAAUUCCUUACAAUGCGAUAAUAGAUUCAGGAGCAGCUGUGUUGGCUAUCUCACUAAGAGUGGUCGAAAGGGCCGGUAGGAAAAACGACCUAAUCAUGCUCACCGAGAAAGAUCAGCUCGUUUCGGCAGAUGAGGCAAAGAUUAAAACUGUGGGGAGAAUGACCAAUGUCGCCUUCCGAUUAGGAAAAAUACACGCGCUUGGGGAUGUCGUAGUACGAGAUGUUAGUACGUAUGAUGUUUUUUUCGGACUUCCUGCCCUUGUGGCGUUACGAGCAAACUUGGAUUUCGAACGACAAGCGAUCGUCCUCCGAAAUACAGGAGGAAAACCCUACGCUGUGCCCAUGCGAUUGACCCUUCGCACUGCUAUUAACGCGGUUCCGCGGGUUUCGCCAAUGAUGGCAGGGACUCUCCGCAUGAUCUCCUGGGACGAACCUGCAGAAGGGGAGCCAUCAACUGAUGAUGCGGAAAGCAGUGACGAAGAUGAUCCGAAAAUCUUGAAAUUGUGGGUUCGAUGCCCGAUGGGGAUUUGCAAUGCGCCUGCCACGUUUCAACGAGCAAUGAACAUGACGUUCCAGAAUUUCGUCAACAAAACACGGCUAACGCAAGGGAUGAUUAACUUCUGCGUGAUCGUGUACAUGGACGAUAUCCUGGUCUAUUCGAAAACCUAUCACGGGCACGCGCAACAUAUUGAAUGGACAUUGGGCGCGCUGAGAGACGCUGGGUUCAAAAUUGCGCUUGAGAAGAGCGAAUUUUUCCUCUCGGAAAUUUCGUUCUUGGGUUAUGGUUAUGUCGUGACACGUGGAGGACUGCGGCCAGACUCGAGAAAAGUUGCGGCGGUAAAGGAAGCUCCGGUUCCCACGUCACUAACGCAGGUUCGAGCCUUCUUGGGACUAGCGUCGUAUUACCGGUGCUUCAUCAAGGGCUUUGCCGCGAUUGCACGACCACUGACGAAUCUGUUACGGAAGGACCAGCCCCUCAAUUGGGACGCGGAGUGCCAGCAGGCCUUUGCAAUCCUUAAAGACGCUCUGGCAAUGGCCCCUAUUCUGAUUCGACCGGACCCCUCGAAGCAGUACAUUCUCAUCACGGACUGGCAACCGGAAACUAUUUCCGCUAUUUUAGCGCAGAAGGGGAACGACGGUCGCGAACACGUCAUCGAGUACGCGUCUCGAACCAUACCGGACGAACGAAGAAACGACUCCGCACCUCAAGGCGAGUGCUAUGUGGUAGUUUGGGGAAUCCAGCACUUCCAUCCGUAUCUCUACGGACAAAAGUUUCUCCUCGUAACGGAUCACGAGCCUCUGCUGGCGUUGAAGAAGCUCACCAACUACACGGGCAUGAUUGGCCGUUGGGCGGUGCGAUUGCAAGAAUACGACUUCGAUAUCGUCCAUCGAAAGACAGAGCGACACGGCAACGUGGACGGGUUGACACGUCUGCACCGACCUGUCAAGGACGAGGAGGUAAGGAGAGCAGACGAAGAAGAGGAAGAAGAAGAGCCAUCGAGUGAGGAAAGGGACGAUCCGGACUACGUACCGGAUAGAGAGGCAGGGAUAGCCGGCGAAUCAAACCAGCCGCAGGCGCAGGACAAGGGGGGGGAACUAGAAGAAGAAGAAGGAAGCGGGCUAUCAGGAUCGGAGUGCGAAGGAUUCGAGGCUGAAGUGCGCGACGCGGCUCGAAAACGAGCGCGAGAGCGGAGGAAACGGAAGCGUCGGAAAACCGCGGAGGGAAAGCAACCCGCAACAGACGUGUCCUCUGUCGAUCCGUCGAUCGGAGACCCCGUGGCGUGAUCCAGAGCCGCCAGAAGAGGAAGACGAUGGAACCACAGCAGAGGGAUCACGGAGCCGAAGAAGAAGAAGUGAGUCGCCAUCUCCCUCCGCU